AUGAAGUUCACCUCUGUCUUCGGCACCGCCGCUCUUCUCAUGGCCCCUUCGGCUGUGGCCUGGAAGCUUCCCAAUGUCGACAGAGCCGACUCGGGUGCCACUCCUACCGAGCAGCCAGCUCCCUCUGGUGCUGCUCCCUCCGGUUUCCCCUCUGGCUUCCCCUCUGGUGGAUUCGGUGGGUUCCCCGGUGGAGGUUAUCCCUCUGGCUUCCCCUCCGGUACCGGAUUCCCUUCCGGAUUCCCCUCUGGAGCUCCUGAGCACCACGGCCACCACGGUCACGGCGGUCACGGCGGCUUUGGAGGACCUGAGCCCACUGGCCUUCCUUCUGGUUUCCCUGAGGAGCCCAGUGCCACUGGAUUCCCCGGUGGCCAGCCUGGUGAGGGUUCCUUCACCAUUCUUCCCACUCCUUCUGCCGGCGCGGGCGAGAUGCACGCUGUGAGAGACUUCCCCUUCGGCUUGCCCGAGGCUUCCGGAUUCCCCAGCGGAGUCCCUUCUGGAUUCCCCGAGGGCCCUCGCCCCACUGGUGGAUUCCCCGGUGGCGAGGCUGGUGGUGAGGGCUCCUUCACCGGCGCUCCAUCUGCCUUGCCCACUCCCUCUGGUGGUGCUGGCGAGGGCCAGAGCGGUUUCCGUCGCCUCCACGCUCGCCAGGUUCGCCCUGUUGUGGUCUAG
Molecule: messenger RNA, 669 nt
Organism: Penicillium olsonii
Lineage: Eukaryota; Fungi; Ascomycota; Eurotiomycetes; Eurotiales; Aspergillaceae
Source: the annotation of a GenBank genome assembly